GUUGCUAUGGGCAAUUGGUCAGCUUUUCCUCUUCGCAGGCUUUGAUAAAUCUCCCCCAUUACCUCUACAUAGUGACUGGGUAAUUACCACCAUACUGAUGGCGAAAAUGGCUCCCAAAUACAGCAUGAAAGAUCUAAGAAAUGCUGGAGAGAAUUUCCUACAACAUUUAAAACAAACUAACAGAAUGGAUGUGACCAGCAAAGAAGAGCUGAGAAGUAUCUAUAAUGUCUUCAAAAAACAGCAUGCUGGUCUACCAAAUUUUUCUGCUGCUCUGCAUGGCCUUAAAGGGUCAGGAAAAGCAUUGGUAAGAGAAGACUCAAUUCGACUGAGCGAGGUUUCAAGGAGAAGAUCAAGACUCGCUGAUCAAUGGCAUAUGCCCAAUGAACAAGAUCAGGGACCGUUUUCUAUUCAGGCAACUCAGCCUGGGAACAAUUAUACAAAAUCACAAGCACGAAGUAUUAUUCAGUCGUUGAAGAAAAACAGGCAAGAAUUUAUCCAAAGCAAAAAUGGGAUUGAGAUUAGAUCCAGCCAUGAUCUUACAGAUGGUCGGAUAAGGUUUUCCCUUCCACUGGAUGAAACAAAGACUGUCUCCAUUUCUAUUGCAAAUAAAUCUACCGAAUGUGUGACAUUUGUCCAGUACAAGCUUCUGCGAAAGAUGCGCAUCUUUUCAUUUCAAGAUGAGCAAAAUGUAUCUGCCACCAAUACUAAAAUACUGAAUCCAGGAGACGUAUAUGACAUUUUUGUGAACGCUUACUCAUCUUAUUACGGGUAUUUCCCUGUAACUAUUGUGUUUGAAUUCACAAGAGAAAAUGCAAAAUCCAGCUCGAAAUUUCUUAUUGGGAGGUUCGUCUCUGCAGUUUGUAACAGUAAAUUGGCGGAGGACCUCGCACCAACAUCCAGAUACAUCCCCUAUCAAAAAAACCUUCAGAAGAUUGUCACAAGAAUUGAGGAUGAUGGAAUUCCACCUGACAGGUCUGUGUCCUAUUCUUUAGAACAGGUGAUUUCACUUGGUAACUUUCUUCCACCCUCAUACCUGAGAGAAGGCAUUGGAAAUGGAGAGUUCUCAAGAAAAGGACCCAAAAAGACCACAUCAUUUGGAUCUAAUGAAUGGCAUUUGCUGACCGCACCCCUAGCAUUUAACAACUAUCAAGAGAAAUUUCACUUGCUGCUACAUUUAGAAGAAAUUCAAAUGGAGAUUGACAUCCGAAAGUAUGACCAACAGCGCCAAACCAUGGAAAAAGAUAAACGAGACCACCGUCUCUUAAUCCUUGAUGUUCCAGGUGUAGCUGAAAACAGGCCAUCAGUACUAAGGGGAGAUCACCUUUUUGUGACUAUGUCUGAAGAGCCCGAAUCUCCUAAUAAAAUCUCCUACAAAGGCUAUGUGCAUGGUGUGGAGCUAGAAAGAGUCAAACUUGGAUUUUCUCCAAAUCUUCUGCGCAGAUUUAUUUCUGGAAUGCUGUUUGAUGUCACAUUUACAUUUAACCGCAUGCCACUGAAGAUUCACCACAGGGCAGUUGAUCUAGCAAGAACGAAAUGUCUACAAGAUUGUCUCUUUCCAACUGGAUCACACCAACAAUCACCCACUGUUAAUAUAGACACGCUGAGACUUUAUGACCAAAAACUUGAGAAUAACCAAGAACAGUUCAUGGCUGUAAAGCAGGUUGUAAGUGGAUUGUCCAGACCAGCUCCUUACCUCAUAUUUGGCCCACCUGGCACUGGGAAAACUGUGACUAUGGUUGAAGCCAUCAAACAGGUAGUAAAGAACAUCCCUGAUUCCCACAUUUUAGCAUGUGCACCAUCAAACAGUGCAUCAGAUCUAAUCUGUGAGCGCUUGAUGAAGCACAUAGAUAGGAGACAGAUCUACAGGAUAAUGGCUAGCAGCAGGGAUUACCGGUUUGUUCCAGAAACUAUCAAGCCUCUUUGCAACUGGGAUGAUAGAUCUGAGUCCUAUGAAUAUCCUAACAAAAAGAAGCUCAUGGAAUACAAAGUUAUCAUCACUACCCUUGUUACAGCUGGAAGGCUUGUAUCAGCACAAUUCCCACCUGGCCACUUUACCCAUGUCUUUAUUGAUGAAUCUGGACAUGCCGUUGAGCCCGAGUGUAUAACAGCUGUAGCAGGUAUUCUGGACGUAACGGAAGGAGGGCAGCUGGUUCUGGCUGGUGAUCCACAGCAGCUAGGCCCAGUAUUAAGGUCUCCAUUUGCUAUAGAUCAUGGAUUAGGUAUGUCAUUGCUUGAAAGGCUGAUGACUCAAAACCCGCUGUAUGGAAAAUCCAAUGGGUCUUACAACCCUCAGUUUGUCACAAAGUUACUGCAGAAUUACAGGUCCCAUCCUGACAUUCUCUUUGUUCCAAAUGAACUUUUUUAUGACAAUGAGCUCCAGGUCAGAGCUGAUGAAAUGGUCACAAGGUCAUACUGCAAUUGGGAGAAGUUGCCUAAAAAGAAUUUUCCAAUUAUAUUCCAUGAUGUGCUUGGAAAGGAUCAGCGAGAAGGGAACAGCCCGUCCUUUUUCAAUGUAGAAGAGAUAGAGGUGCUGAUGUCUUAUCUCCACAGCUUGCUAGACACACAAGGAAAGAAAGGCAUAGCCAAAAUUUCUCCCAAAGAAAUUGGCAUCAUUGCUCCUUAUAGAAAGCAGGUGGAAAAAAUUCGGAAAGCUAUUAAUCUUAAAUUCAAAGCUGUGACGGAUAUUAAAGAUCUUAAGAUUGGUUCUGUGGAAGAAUUCCAGGGUCAGGAAAGGAAAGUGAUCAUGAUAUCUACAGUACGGAGUUCUAUGGACUAUGUCAAAUUUGAUGAAGACUUUAGUCUUGGAUUUUUGAAAAAUCCUAAGCGGUUUAAUGUCUCAAUUACAAGGGCAAAAGCCCUUUUAAUCAUGGUCGGCAAUGCCAUCAUCCUACGGAAAGAUCCAAACUGGUCUCGGUUUUUAAAGUUUUGCUCUGAGAAAGGUGGUUUUUGUGGCUUCCAAACUGAAGACCUUGAAGAUCUGGAUGAAACAGAACUUACAGAGCUAUUUGGAAACAUUAAUAUCAAUGAGCCACCACCCUGUGAGCAGAGUGGAGAGAGCGCAGUGCAGCAGCAGGGAGAGCCAGCAUGGAGACAUGAACAUUAACUUGUCCUUGCCCAUGAUUUGUUCUGGAGUUCUUUGCACAUGCCUACCUGUUGCUUGCAUAAAGUAGCCUGUUUAUAUUCUUUAAUUAGCAAUGGAUACUUCUGCAUUUAACUUCUACAUUUAUUUCUAUGUGAUAUAUUUUCUUGCCAAGUUGAGUUUUUUUGCUUGGUAAAAUCGUUUUUUCUUCCAAGAUCAGUUUCUAAUUCUCACAGGUGAUAUCGACCAGCAUUCUCAGACUCCACAUCUGGAGAGGUGUAAGUUUUUUUCUUUUGGCGUUUUUGCCUUCCGUAAACUGUGGCAAUAGUGGUUGUCAAAAACCUUUCCUAGUAUAAAAUACAAGACUCUGUUCUGCAAGUGUUCCAUCGGGAGCCACCAUCACAGAUCCCAAUAGAAAUGCUGGACAAGCUUGCUGAGAGCUUGCCUUAGGAGACCAAAUUUUAUUUAUACAAAUUUUACUUAAUAUGUCAUUUAUCAAUGAUCAGAGAUGUGAAAAUAUUUAAUUCCGACUGUGUCUUGUCUAUUUCACAUGUAUAGUCAUCGCUGGCAAACACUAACAAAGACUUUUAUUUUUUUCAUUUAUUCACUUAGUGACACAAUAUCACUGCAUUUGGAGUGGAUAACACUUAGCACAAACUAUCUGCACGAGUUGUUCAAUAUUUAUUGUCCUGUUUAUGUGGGGACCAAAUUUGGUACAUCACUGAAUUGUAUAUCUUGUUAAUAUUUUAUAAAGGGGAUUUCUAGAUUUAACCUUUUUUUUUAUUUCUUUACAAUUUAAACUAAAAUACCACUAAAAAAAAGUUUACAUUAAAGAACAGUAACUUUUUCACUGCUAAUUUCGAUUAUUUAGAUCUGUUUUUUAGAUUUUCUUAUUAGAUUGGUGUUGAGGUAGGGGGAACAAGGUGUUCGAUUCUAAAUAUGCAUGUUGUAACUUUGGUUAGAGCUGGCACACAGGUGACACAGCACAUGUUCACAAUCCACCUUUAUACCGGCGCACAUAGGACAUUACUUCAUCUCAUCUUUGUUAGUUCCUGGUUAAUAAAUCAUUUGUACUCUGUCUAGUUUCUAUGUUGAAAUGUAG
Messenger RNA from Hyla sarda, 4181 nucleotides. RefSeq names its product Mov10 RISC complex RNA helicase (gene MOV10). Lineage: Eukaryota; Metazoa; Chordata; Amphibia; Anura; Hylidae. The record is from RefSeq and is a predicted model, not a curated record. The transcript is spliced from 23 exons. Bases 98 to 3103 code for a protein of 1001 amino acids. Gene Ontology annotation, molecular function: RNA binding; 5'-3' RNA helicase activity.